This is a messenger RNA of Solea solea (common sole), 354 nucleotides long. Its product is annotated as snaclec subunit B-like. The transcript has a single exon. Lineage: Eukaryota; Metazoa; Chordata; Actinopteri; Pleuronectiformes; Soleidae. The record is from RefSeq and is a predicted model, not a curated record. The coding region runs from base 1 to 354 and encodes 117 amino acids.
AUGGAUUUUUACUGCUUCAGCAUAACUGUGGUGGAAAUGAGAAGUACCUGGGAGGAGGCUCUAGAGCACUGCAGGGAGACAUAUACUGAUCUUCCCAGCCUGCUCUCUGAGACAGACCGUCACCUGGGCCAGAGAGAAAUCAACAAAGCCCAGAUCACUGACCCAGUGUGGAUUGGCCUGCGUUUUCUGAGUGAUCGCUGGAUGUGGACGAACAAUGACUCUCUGGUGUAUGAAGACUGGCCCGAAGGAGACGACCACCAGUGUCCAGAGCGAAAACGCUGUGGUGCUCUAACCACAGAUAAAAUGUGGGUGAACUUGGACUGUCAGGAUAAAUUACCCUUCAUCUGCAUCUGA